This is a messenger RNA of Gossypium raimondii (Peruvian cotton), 1893 nucleotides long. RefSeq lists its product as uncharacterized. The record is from RefSeq and is a predicted model, not a curated record. Bases 1 to 1893 code for a protein of 630 amino acids. NCBI's taxonomy places the organism in Eukaryota, Viridiplantae, Streptophyta, Magnoliopsida, Malvales, Malvaceae. The transcript has 7 exons.
AUGACCAGAUCUUCAUCCGGAGAUCUCGAAUACGACCCAGAGAUCGAAAAAUCAGCACGAGCGCGACGUAAAGAGACGGAAGUUCUUAAACGUGUAAAAGCAAUUGAAUGUGGAAAACAAGUCGAAGUGGUUGAACCUGAGACCAAACCACUUUGUGAAAUAAAAGAGGUGGAAGACAACCUCAGUGAACCAGAAAUGAUGGCGAACCGAACCAUUCGUCAGCUAGCCGCAGCUCCCAACAAGCAAACACCGUUAUGCAUCAACUAUCCAACCGGAGAAACCCCAUUCGAGUUGAAAUUUUUCCCAGCAUCGCGAGCAGCUGAACUUAGGAGAGACAUAGUGGGAAUUCGCCAAAUAGAGAGUGAAUCGCUCUACGACUAUUGGGAACGAUACAAAAAACUUUGUGCAAGUUGUCCUCAACACGGUUUGACCGAGCAAUCACCUCUUCAGUAUUUCUACGAGGGUUUGCUCUCUAUGGAAAUGAAAAUGGUUGACACUGCAAGUGGAGGGGCGCUUGUCAAUAUGACUCCUCAAAGGGCAAGAGAACUGAUAUCCACCAUGGCGGCAAAUUCUCAACAGUAUCGGCUAGAGAUGAAGAAGACUCCAUUACUAUUGCAAAAAGCUGAUUCGCCCCCAAAUUUGCAUUUCCCAAAGGACCGGAGGUGGAUCGAUGGAGGUGGAGAAAAGAAGAAUCGGACCCAACUGUGUGGAGUUUGUACUACAUCUGAACAUCCGACGGAUUUGUGCCCAAUCCUUAACGAAAAUUCAACGGCACAUGUCGAUGCUGUCGGAGGUUUUCCGGGACCUCCACAAAGACGAUAUGAUCCUUUUUCUAACACCUACAAUCCCGGGUGGAAGGAUCAUCCCAACUUGAAUUACGGAGCUAAUUCCCGAUAUAAUCCAUCAUACCAACCAAGACCUUUGCAACCACCACAGCCGCCACCCAAACCGAGCAUAUCUCUAGAAGAUAUUAUGGAGAGACUUGCCGUCGAUGCUCCAAAAUACCAACAAAGGACAGACACAUCAAUUCAAGAGUUAACUAAUCAAGUUAGUAAACUCUCGAUGGCAGUUAAUCGUUUGGAGUCUCAAAGAAAAUUACCUUCCCAGACAGAGCCGAAUCCUCGGCAGAAUGUAAGUGCAAUAACUCUUCGUAGCGAAAAAGUUCUAGAAACAGUUCCAGAAAAACGUCAUGGGAGACUCGUGAAGGAUAAGAAAGAGAAGGAGGAAAAAGAAAUCCUCGAAACGUUCAGGAAAGUUGAGGUGAAUAUUCCUUUGCUCGAUGCUAUCAAACAAAUCCCUCGCUAUGCAAAAUUUCUCAAAGAAUUGUGUACUAGCAAGAGGAGGUUACUAGGUAAUGUAGGCAUUAAGAAAGCCAUGUGUGAUUUAGGGGCUUCCAUUAAUGUUAUGCCUUAUCCUAUUUAUAAGUUGAUUAACGCGGGUCCUUUGAAAAAGACAGGAGUAAUAAUCCAAUUGGUAGACAGGUCAGUCGUCUAUCCCGAAGGGUUGCUUGAAGACGUCCUUGUUAAAGUUAACGAAUUAGUUUUCCCUGCAGAUUUCUACAUUAUUAAUAUGGAGGAUGAUAACUCAACUAAUUCGUCUGACAUUUUGCUUGGAAGGCCGUUCUUAAGUACCGCAAGCGCAAAAAUUGACGUUCGGAGCGGAACACUGACAAUGGAGUUUGACGGAGAAAUCGUGAAAUUCAAUGUCUACGAAGCUAUGGGUCAUCCUAACUCACUAUCAAAUAUCUCUAGCAUUGAUAUUAUAGAUUGUUUAACUCAAACUUAUUCUGAAUAUCAGGAUUUUGAUGAGUUAGAAACUAUCCUUUACAGAAGCAUUGACAUGGAUGUUUUAAGUCGCCUCGAUGAAUUAUCAAUUAUAAAAGAUCUGUUAUGA